AUGGAUCUCUUUGUAUAUAAUUGUAUAUCUCUUCUUCUAUGUUUAUUAUUAUUCGAUAAAAUUGAUUCUCAAUUUGAAUGGAUUACCUAUGAUAAGAUCGAUGAAAUCAUGGAUAAAAUAAAUUCUGUGAAUAGCGAUAAUUGCUUUGAAAAACAGCCAAAUGAACUUGUUUUACCAGACGAAACUGUUUAUCAAAAACCAUCUAUUGAAAUGCUUAAAAGAGAUAUUAUAAUGAGAAAUCGAUCACAGUUAUUGCACGUUAGAAAUAUUGCUCAUCGAAAUGCCAUGUUAUAUAGUUAUUUAUUCCAACGUUUAUUUGACUUUGAAGAACCCGGUCUUACAUAUAUACUUUUGCAUAAUGCUGCCGAUGUAACUGGUGGUCGUGGAAUGCUUAAUGGGUCAGGAAUCUUUUUUGAUACAAAUAAAUAUUAUCCACAUUGGUACAAAAAUUUUUUCAAUAAAACAAUACCAUUAUUUGGUCCUUAUGCUUGGCGAGCUGAUGAUUUCUAUGAUGCAUUUAACUGGAAAAAUGAAUGGACUAAUCAGACUAUUCAACAAGAAGAUAUUGGUGCAGGUCGUUUUCAUCAAUAUACAUCACGAUAUAAUCGUGGGAAUGAAUGGUAUAGAAAAUGGUUACCAGAUGAAACGCGAAAUAUUAAAAAAAAACAAGAACACUCGAGUAAUUCUACAAUGACAUCACCUAAUUUAACUGAUGAUAAAAACGAAAAAAAAGCAAAAAAUCAAAGAAGAUUGAUCAAUGAAAACAAAAAUGAUACGAUCCAUGACAAUGAUAAUGAUGAUGAUGGUGAUGAUGAUGAUGAUGAUACCAUGAAACAACGUAAAGGUGUUCAUACGGUACAAUUGUUAUUAGCUGAAAGAAUGUAUAAACUUUAUGAUAUGCCACAAAUAUUUGACUUUUUGGGACCACCACAUCCCGAAGAUCCACUUGGUCCAACUAUUUGGACACGCCCAUAUUUUGAUUGUGGUCGAUCAAAUAAAUGGAUCAUUAGUGCUGUUUCACCUAUUGUUGAUAUUUAUCCGCGCCAUACAGCAUAUCGACAUUUUCAAUCAAUGCGUAAUUUAGCAGUUGCUGUAGCUGAUGCCGACUUUAUCAUGAUGGAUAUAAAUCAAUGUCCUGAAACUGAUCAAAUAACUGUACAAUCGAAACAAACAAAUCUAUUUGCCGGAACAGAUAAAUGUAAGCCAACAACACGUUGUGAACCAUUGUUUGGUUUUGGAUUUCGACGUGGUGGUUAUCAAUGUCUCUGUCAGCCUGGCUAUCGUUAUCCGCCGUAUCAAGAUGGACCAUUUAAAGGUUAUAUUAUCGAAAAAGCUACACAAGAAGAAUAUGUCAAUAAUUUUGAUUGUAUUAAAGUUGAAUUAUAUCGACAGUACCCACAAUAUUUCCUUCAAUCAUAUUUCGGAUUAUUUCCGCCGCGUACACGUCGAUCGACUGAUUAUAAUAGUGAUCUAUCAAAUAGUUCCAUUUAUAAUAAUCUAAGUAAGAACUCUAUGUUACCAUUACCGACCGAUUCUGUUUCAAAAGUGAAUAUAAUAACAACAUUAUUAGCAACAUCAUCCUCUAUAUUUAAAUCAUCUAUUUAUCCAAUACUAGCAUUAUCUAGUCAUUUUAUUGCUAAAUUUCUCAGUUAUAAACAAGAAGAUCAUAUAGAAAAGCUUCGUUCAAAACGUGCCACUUACGAAUAUCCAACACGUAUUGCAUCGAUAAUGCAACUUUAUAGUCAUCUAAACUAUAAUCCACAUAUAUGUGAAUUUAUGACUGAAGAUUUGUUAACGAUGUCAGGUGAUGUUUUACAUGAUGUUGAUAUCCAAUUCGAAUCUCAAGCACGUUUAGCAUUAACACUAUCACAUUUUCUCUCAAGUUUUUAUCAAAUUGUUAAUUCUGAUGAAGACUUUCCGUUGCGUAAAGCUGAAGUUGAUUUAACUGAUGAACAAUUAAUUGGUGAAGUCUUAGCGGCAGUUGCUAGUGACCAUAAAGUUGUUGGUGUUGGCAUUUUUUUUGAUCGUGGAAAAUUUCGAAACUAUCGUUUACCUUAUUUUGGACCCUAUGCUUUUCGAAUAGAAAACGAUAUUAAUCGAAAAUAUGCUGUCGUUGAUUGGGCAGGAUUACCUGAUGGUUAUGAAAAUGAAAUUUGGUUUCGAACAAUGAAAGCUCGAUGGGCAACAAAUGGCGAUCGUUCAGAACUAACUGAAUAUUGGCUUAAAUUAUUUAUUCGUGCUGAUUAUUUCGGUAGUGCAUUAGUUCCUCAUGAAUCUGGUUUUCCACUAUAUUUUCAUGCACCAGAAUUAAAACAUGGUCAAUGGUUCCCACCAAGAUUUCAGUGCAGUCAAAAUCAUACAUUACCACGUCAAUGGAUAGUAACUUAUGCUGUGCCUUUUUUUGGUCUUGAUACACUUGGAAUUAAUAUUGAAUUCAAAGGCGUCGUACGUAUCGAUACUUAUUUAAGUUAUUUGGAUAUCAAUCAAUGUUCAAUGUCUCAUUACGUACCAAAUGCAUUUAAAGGCAGUGAUCAUUGUGAUUAUCAAAGCACACUAUGUGAACCCAUCUUUGGUCGGGGUUUUCUUUUAGGUAAAUAUAAAUGUCGUUGUCGACCUGGUUAUGAAUAUCCAUUUCUCGAUCAAAAUGAUUUCUUUCUUGGCGACGUAUUGGAUACGCAGUGGGAUAUAUUGUUGAGUAACACGUCACGAAUAUCAAGUUAUGAUAUACUUAAAUGUCGUAUUGCUAUUGCUAGCUCCAUAAAACCAAUUAGCUUUAUUCUUCUAAUAUCAAGUAUUUCAUUGGCAAUAUUACUAUCUACAUAA
Rotaria socialis is the source of this 2823-nucleotide messenger RNA. NCBI's taxonomy places the organism in Eukaryota, Metazoa, Rotifera, Eurotatoria, Philodinida, Philodinidae. The record is from the annotation of a GenBank genome assembly.